AAUGUGACAGUUUCUGCAAUGAGAGUUUUUGGAAAUGUGGACCAAAGACGUUACAGAGCGAUGGAGCAGACAACGUGGCAAAAGCUUUUGUAAAAAUAAUAAUAAAAAAAAAUCACACUGAUUGAUGAGCAUGUAUUACAACGAGAACGUUAAGAUUUUUUUUUAUUAUUAUUAUUUUAAAUUCAUAUAUGACGCUCAAAAACACUAUUUAUGUCAGGAUUCUCAAAAAUAUGUAAUUCUGAUCAAAAUCGACGUCAUACCGUUGCACGCGGCGCUACUUGCACGUCUUAAAAAUUACUCCGCGGUUUCGCAUUUAAGCUAACGUUAAAUUCGCUAGUUUGUGCAUAAUAUGUAAGCUUAAAACAUAAUAUGUACAAUAAUAGUAAUUACAAAAAAAAAUAAUGUUAAGUCAUUGCAUUUAUUUAUUCGCUAAAUUGUUUUAGAAAAAGGGGUCACCGUGGUACUAGGCCUACCCUCCACUUUGCGUCGCCUUAUCAUCCUUAUAUUAGCCCUGCCACAGUUUAUUAUAUGAAAGUAGCAUGUUUAAUUUAAUCACAUAAAUAAUCUGAGUACGCAGCGCGUGCAAACACAUAAAAAUGUCUCGCUGAUUAAACCAGAUUUUUUUUCUCCAAGUGUGAAACAAUCGCAGGAUUCCCGUUCCCGUCAACGAACAUUCAAAUUGGAGAUACGAUAAGCGAAAUCAACAUCCUCGUUUCUAUUUUCGCUCGACUGCCCAACAGUAACUGUAUUUAAAUAAAAAAAAAAAAUUAUCUGUAUCAACAGAAUGUCAGAUGCAAAUUUAAACGUUUUGGUCGUUGGCAGCUUCUUGGGCAACUGAAGUAAAGGGGAUGCGCAGGGCUAAAGUUGCUGUUGAUCCUCUAAUGAGAUGUAUCUCGAUGUAUAAGCCACCGCAGCUCGACGCGUCGUGCAGGAGGCGGCGCAAAGCACGCUCGCGUCGUUUCCAACCGACGAAGAUUAUUAUUAAAGUGCCCCAGUAGACCGGGGGCUGCCUUCCUGCCUCGAUCGGCCCUGCGUCCUCCGAGCGAGCAAAUGAAUAAACGAGGCGUUGCGGAACGCUGAUAGCCAAUGCGUAUGCUCCUCGCGCGCAUCCAUAGCGCGUCGUCGAGCUGUCAUGUACUGAUAAUCGUCUCGUUUCUGUUUCGCUCUAGAUUUCCAUAGGGGGAAUGAGUAAUCGUUAUGUGGUCAUUGAAGGAGGCGGGUAUCUCACAGACAUCCGGAAUCCAUCGCGGGAUCCCACAGCUGUAUCGCGGCGCUGCGAGUCAAAGCGGCCCGCUUUAGGAGCUCGUACCGCGCGUCGUUAUGUCAUUCCCAACGCUGUUUACGGAGGAUCGCCGUACGAGACUGUCUUGCGUUAUUCCGUGCCUUAAUUGAUUCGCGUUUUCCCGUAAUAUGGCCGAUCAGAGCAACAUUCAGUCCGCCGCCUCCAAAAGCAUCAGGCCGUUCAAAUCCAGCGAGGAAUACCUGUACGCCAUGAAGGAGGACCUGGCUGAAUGGCUGAACACGCUGUACGACCUGGACAUCACGGCGGACACUUUCAUGGAGGGUCUGGAGACCGGCUGCGCGCUCUGCCGGCACGCGAACAACGUGAACCGCGCCGCCCACGAAUUCAAGACCAAGCAUCCAGAUGCGGCGCUUUCGCUGCGGAUACCCGGCAAGGACGUGGUCUUCCAGUCGAGGAACGUCAUACCGGGCUCGUUUCUGGCCAGGGACAACGUGUCCAACUUCAUCGGCUGGUGCAGACAGGAGCUCUGGAUCAAAGACGUGCUCAUGUUCGAGACCAACGACCUGGUGGAGAGGUGCAACGAGAAGAACCUCGUGCUGUGCCUGCUGGAGGUGGCUCGCCGGGGGGCCAAAUUCGGCAUGCUGGCCCCCAUGUUGAUUCAACUCGAGGAGGAGAUCGAGGAGGAGAUACGGGACCAGGAGAGCCUGACGGAGGCCCUGGGGGAGACGCAGAGCCCGCCGAGCAGGACGUACAGCCGCAAGGAGAGUAUCGGCGAGCCCGACCCAGAGCUGCUGGCCCGCUGGCAGCAGCAGCAGAAGAGAGUCCUGCUGGAUAUGCGCAACCUGGACGAGCUGGUUCGGGAGAUUCUAGGCCAGUGCUCCUGUCCGUCACAGUUCCCUAUGACCAAAGUCUCAGAAGGGAAGUACAAAGUCGGAGACUCCAGCGCACUCAUCUUUAUCAGGGUGUUACGGACUCAUGUGAUGGUGCGUGUGGGUGGAGGUUGGGACACACUUGAGCAUUACCUCGACAAACACGAUCCCUGUCGCUGUGCCGCAUUCGCUCACCGGUAUCAGCAAGCUAAAGCGAGUGGCCAGGGUCCUCACAGUAAGAGCUCCAGCGCUCACUCCUCCCGCUCCACAAGCCCAGGACCUCACUGGCGCAAUGAGGGCAUAGCACCCUACAAAACCUCCGACAGGCGCUCGUUGGACCCUGUGUUGGGCGUCACAGCACAUUCCUCUCCAUCACGGCCUGGCAGGUCGCACCAUGCAGCUGUACCUGUGGAAAUGGAGAUUAACACCGGGCGGCCCACGACACUGCUGCCUCGACCACCACGAGACAGAUCAGAACCACGCCACUUUAAUCCUCUCAGGAAUAAGGAAUCUCUUCUUCCGACUCGCAGGCUAUCCGGAGAUAGUGACUCUUCCACAGCCUCGUCUAAGGGUGGAGGAGGAAGCACAGGAGGAGGGCGCUUCUCUCUGGGUACGCGACAUGCUCAUGGAGAUGAUGUGGUUCUGCUGGUGAACCGUAAGGAAGGGAAACACAUUAUUGAGCGUCCAGGAGCAGGACCACAGAUUCCAGCCCUGAGAACCCCUCAGACCCGUGCCCGCAGUGCUUCCAGAGAGCGCCCUGCACCACAAUCCACCUCAAUCCUGAAACCUAGUCCUCCACAGGGCCCGGCAGAGUUACAACGAACACCCCGCCCAGAGAGAGGCAGAUCACUGGGGCCCGAAGGCCAAAGAAAACUGCAGGCUCCACGCUCCCUCAGCCAGGGCAAGACUCCUAGAGCACGACUGGGUGACGUCAGCCCUGUAUCAUCACCUCGCCGCAGAGACCCUCAGUCUCUUUCUGUAGAUCGGAGAGAGGAACUUAGAACCAAACACAUGCCCGCAGCAUCCUCGAAAACUAGUGGAAGUUUAGCCAGAAGACAAGCAUCAUCCUCGGCCUCUAACUCGCCUGUGAAAAGCUGUGCCAGCGGAAGUCCAGCGAAAAAGGGAAUGGUAGCACCACGACCCCCUGCACCUCGGUCUCCUUCCACUGGGAGUCGCAAGUUUCUUCCCCCCGUCACACAGCCAGGGCGACGCUCUCCGCAUUCUUCCCCACGAUUGAGCCAUCAUCACCCGCCACGAUCCCCUCGAACAGGACACAACGCACGAUCCACAGGGAGAGACCAAAAAGUUUGGGUAAAUCCCUACAACCAGCCACAGGAAAGCCAGGAGGACAGUGGCAUUUUUAGCUUACACUUGCUGCCAAGUCUGGACCCUCAAAGAGAGCAAGACUUAUAUCGCAGCUUUGAGGCCGAGUUUCUGGCCAACACGCAACAAACCAAGGCUGUGCAGGGUAAAGUGUCUACUGGAAGGGAAAUGAGGUCUCUACAGCUCCCCGUCUCCCAACAAGGUUUAGCAGUGCUCCCAAACUCUUCAGGUGACACUAAUGUUACAGACUCGGCUUAUUCUUCUUCUAACUCAUCAACGUCUUCUCUUAAUGUCGGAGGUAAGGUGGGAGUCCUACCUGAUUUGCGAGAGUCUAAACGGACUAAUCCUCGCACAUGUGCACUCGAGGACCCUCCCGCCCUUCUCCAUAGCCAGAUUCGUGGAGGCCUCCCCAAUGGAGGGCUCCUGGAGGGAGAGCGAUGGGGUGGCAGAGGAGGAGGUCUUCGUAAGCUCCCUGCCAUCUCCAGCUCCACAGAGGAAGGAGAGGCCUCAAAUCUAAGCCUGUCAAGGUCAGUGGGGCUUCCCAGAGACAUCAAUGGGAGCCUCCCUUUGACGGAGGUUCCUAUGGAGAGCCAGCAGGAGCUAGAGGAAUGGGCUGGGUUGGAAGGAGACGUACCACAAAGUACUGAACUUCACGCGGACUUGCCAUAUGACAAUGCUGACUUGCCACUUCCUGAGACAUUUCCUUCUCCUCCACCACCUCUAGAUGAUUGUUCUUACCAGGACUCGUCCAGUGAGAGCUCCUCCAUGUGCUUGAGUCUGAGUGAGCCUCCAUCCGAAGGUUCCUGCACUCCUCCUCUACCGCUGGCCAAUGGAGAUACAGAAGAUGCAGUGGUCCUCCAUGCCAACAAAAGUCAAAAAAAGACAGAGAGGGUGCCCUCCAUCUACAAGCUCAAACUGAGGCCACGGAUAAGACCCCGCACUGACAACAGACCUGAGAACAGCCCGUCUCGCAUCCCUACACCUGUACGAUACAGGAAUCAUUGUCAGCAGUCCCCUGCCAAUUCUUCUCCCCUCCAGACCCCACCACAGUCUCCACGUUUAAACAAUCACCAACCCUCACAUAAAGCUCUGCAUCAGGCCUUUGCUGAUCUCAUCCAACCCCAGCAGCGUUCCUCAGCUAUGGGCUCUAGAGAGCGUGCCUAUUCUUCAGAGUCCAGCCUAGACAAUGAGGCCUGGAUGUAGUGAAUGAUGAUGAUGAUGUACACAGGCAACUGACCUUCACUCAGCAUAUACAGCUUUAUAGUCAGAUUAGAGCAAAAAAAAAGCACAUUUGUAAGACUAAGAGACAAUGCACAUCUGACAGUUGUGUACAACAUGUAGCAGGAUGCUGAAAUCCUUACUGUCAUUUCACUGGAGGCAUAGAUGUGUCCUAAAGUGGCUCUAAGAGCAUACAACACUAUUCUUGACAUCUUGGACCACCAAGGCCUGUUCUGAAGUAAAUCUGAGAGCUACUCUACAUGCACCAUCUGAGCUCUGUUUAAUUUAAUUAGAGUCAUUAUUCCUUCUUAUACCCUCAUCACCUGUUUUUGAAUUAUUUCUGUGAGGACAAGUUGGUUAGUUUUCAUUUGAUGGAAAGAAGUGUAAAAAUCCUAUUUUAAAUCAGGGAAUUGUAAUAUACAUAGUAUACUGUAUGCUGGGGAAUAAGAUGGUGGAAUCAUUUUAGUGACUAAUUUUAAGACAAACACCUAAAUGAUGUUUUGACCAUAGUUCCAUGUGGAAUCCAAUUAUCCAAAUUGGAAAUACAGUUUAGUGUUGUUUUACACUUAUAGAAUGGCAUAUCAACUUGUUAAAUCAGUUCUCUCAUAAACAUUUACGAGUUAAGAUUUUAUUAUUAUCUGUGCAAAAUCACAUUGGCAGACAAACAAACCUUGCAUUUGUUUUUCUGGUGUACACACUAAUACGGUUAAUGUAUAGGUUUAUAUGUAAUUUAUGUUCAUUUGCUUAAAUGUGUGGUAGUGUAAUAUAAAUACUAUUAAUUGACUUUAAUAUUAAUGUACAAAAUGUAUGCUGUUUAUUUCAGUAUGAUAAAUAUGCCUUAGCUAUGCAAUGUUGCUACUGAAUGUUGCCUUGACAAAUUUUCUUGCCUUAAAGUAAGGAUGAGAAGCUGUGUUUGUGACGUAGAGAUGAAGAGAUGGUGUGUGUAUGUAUCUGGGUGGUUACGUCCGAGUGUGUGAGGUAGAAUGUUGGAUCGUUUAUUUUGGCCCACUGUUAACUGUGAGACAAUUGCACAAGGUCACAGUAACAACAAGAUCCUGCUUCAUGAGCGUUCCUCUGUUUAAAGUAAAGCAAAUUGUUUGAUUUAUCUGCAAGUGAGAAAUGAAGGACAUUUUAUUAAAGAUAGUGCCAUAUUAAACAUCAAUAGGAUGUUUUCAAAAUAUGGAAAUCACUAAAGACUUUGCAUAGAAAUGGUAAUCAUUCAGAAAAUCAGACCCUUUUAUUGUGAAAAGCCAUAUUGAGUACAAAACUGCUUAUGAAGUAGUGAUAUUUUCCACUGUCAUCAUCGGCAGACAUCACAUUUCUUUUAAAGCUUUAGGGCGCCACCAAGUGGUUGAUUUGACUGAUGUUUUGUGUGACUUGAAAGUAUAAUAUGAAUACCUGACUUGAGUGGGUGUUUAUAAAUUGCGUUUUUUUACUUUUAAACACUUUUAAGUCUAAUCUUGAAUUGGUACUGGUAGGCACCAUUGCAUAAAAUAGGAGAAAACAUUGUCUCCACUUAAAUGAAUUACACUACACACAUAUUGGUUUGGCAUCGGAUUGUUUAUUUAUAUUAAUUAAGUUAUUAAGUCUUGUUGUUUGGUUGUGGCUGAGCUGUUUUAUCAUAAAGGGACAAUGUUGUAUGUUUCUAAAUGAAUGGAUGAGUUGUUUACCUUUUGGUAUAUUCUCUUUCGGAGGCUUUAUAUAGUACUGCCAUGUAUUUAUGAGCUCAAGUGUUUUAUUGAGAGGUGUUAUGAUGUUUGCUGUUUAAUGAAUCAAAAAGGGUAAGAAAAGGUAAGGGAGAUUUUAUGGAAAUGGAUUUCAGUGUUCUUUUUUGCCUCAAGGACUGCAACCAUACAACAUUACUAUUAGCAUGACUGUUGACACUCCACAACACCUCUUGUAUAAAAGCUGCAAAACAAUGCAUCACUGCACAUUGCUUUUAUGUCCAUUGCCAUUUAAAUGUCUGUUGUGACACUUUAGGACAGUUACAUUUCUCAAUUAGGUAUAAAUAAGGACAGUAGAGCUUUCUGCUGUCUUUCAAAUUAUAUUAAUGGUCGCUGCGCCUCAUUCUCAAUUUAGUCACAUUACGAACACAUUUAGUAAUCUUUACAGUAUCUAAUUAUUAACUGCCAUACAUUUGUACAGUUAACUCAUUUUGAGCUCCAGUUGUAUUUAUGUUCUGCUUUCCAAAAAAAAAAAAAAAAAAAUACAGAAGGAUGUUUCUUUUCUGUGAUGAUGCGUUUAAUCAAAUUUAGGCAUUUUUAAAAAAUAAUUUAUUGCAUGGAUGGGUUCUGUUUUUCUUUAUUCGUUAUUGACAUCAGUUCUACAGGAGUGUAGAUUCACAUGUUUUAUUUACUUCAGCGAACCCGUCUGAUUUGCAUUAUGCAAAUAUGAUUUUCAGAUGUGAAUGCAUGUUAAAUCUAUGUCAUGCUCUGGUUUCAGUAAACGAAAAGGCUGUUGGAUGAUUUGAAAUCUGAAUGUGUAUUGAUUUACUUUUCAUUUCUGCAGUUUGUUUGGCUGAUUGUUUUUCUUUAAUGUUGACAACAAAAUGUAAGGUCUUGACAUUGUGGAAUUUGUCUGUGUUGAAUAGCAAUAUUGCAAGACCAACAUUCCACUGUUCCUUGAAAACCAAUUGCUGUUAAUUUAAUUCUUGUAAUAAAAAUGUUUUGGAUGAA
Messenger RNA from Puntigrus tetrazona (Sumatra barb), 7328 nucleotides. It is a transcript of the gene gas2l1, whose product is annotated as growth arrest-specific 2 like 1. The transcript is spliced from 5 exons. The record is from RefSeq and is a predicted model, not a curated record. The coding region runs from base 1411 to 4638 and encodes 1075 amino acids. Gene Ontology annotation, molecular function: actin filament binding; microtubule binding; cytoskeletal adaptor activity. Gene Ontology annotation, cellular component: cytoplasm; microtubule plus-end; stress fiber. NCBI's taxonomy places the organism in Eukaryota, Metazoa, Chordata, Actinopteri, Cypriniformes, Cyprinidae. Gene Ontology annotation, biological process: protein localization to microtubule plus-end; microtubule bundle formation; regulation of microtubule polymerization or depolymerization.